Messenger RNA from Paramecium octaurelia, 1016 nucleotides. Lineage: Eukaryota; Ciliophora; Oligohymenophorea; Peniculida; Parameciidae. The record is from the annotation of a GenBank genome assembly.
AUGAAUAAUAAUGACAUUAUAUAUUAACAGCAAUAGGAGCAAAAAGAGAAAAAACCUUCGCUUAUUGAAUAAUUGUGCUCUUGCAUAUAUUUCUUUAGAAAGAAAAAUGUCAAAAUAAAUGAAAGAUAUUAAUUAGGAAUUGAUACUCCCAAAUCUCAUGUAAGUAGAGUUAAAUUAAAUAUGAGACUAGAAAAGUCUGUGUUUUAGAUUUAGAUGAAACAUUAGUUCACAGCUAAUUCAAGGCAGAAAAUGGUUAUGAUUUUUUACUUGAUGUAAUAAAUACUUAAUAAGUUAGGUAUUUGUCCAAAGUCAAUUAUUCAAAGUAUUUGUCACAGUUAGACCAGGCGUAGAAGCUUUUAUGGAAUCCUUAAGUGAGUAUUUCGACGUUGUAUUGUGGACUGCUAGUUUAAAAGAGUAUGCUGAUCCAGUAAUGGAUAUCAUUGAUCCUUAAAAAAGGAUUCAAACCAGACUUUAUAGAGAAAGUUGUACUCCAAUUAAAGGAGGAUUAACAAAAAACCUAAAUAAAUUAGGAAGAAGUUUGAAGGAUGUAUUAAUAAUAGAUGUAACGUAAUUUUUGAUUUUAUUAGAAUUCCUAAAUGUCAUUUCUAUUUUAACCAGAAAAUGGUUUUUUAAUCAAAGAAUUUAUUUCGGAUAAAGAAGACAAAGAAUUGGAUUUAUUGUUACCAUUCUUAAUUUGGCUUAGUCAAGUAAUUUAUUUAUCUAUAAAGUAAUCCGAUGUUCGACCUGUUUCCAAACUCUACUAAUAGUAUUUAACCAAUAACUUAAAUCCUCGUAAAAGUUCAAAAAAAUCUAUUCUUUCCUAAUCUAUGGUUUUGAAUCAAGAUAACCUCUUAAAAUAACUCUAAAUUCCCAGAAUGCAUACAAUGAAUCAUCGUGACUUUGAGGAUAUAGAAUUGAGAUAAGAGGCUGGUCUUAAUUCCCCUCAUGUUGAACUUAAAAUGCAAGAUUAGACAGAUGAUGAAAGCAAAGAAACAAUUGAAAUCGGUAGUAAUUGA